AGUCAGCAGCAGGAAGCAGCGCUGCACGGGACCUCCGCUAAAGUCCCUCUCCACUGGGCCGAGAGACGCGAAGAGAAAGCAAAGAGCGAAAAGGGGAAGAAAGACUCGUCAGAUGAUGAUGACAUGUGAUCAAGGUGCGAGGUGAUCUCUCUUUUUCUCCGUGACAGCUCCAACUGUGGAUCUCCGAGCGCACCGGGAGUGACUUUUACGCACCUUCCCACACUGGCUCAGUCCGCGUCCUGGCGUCCGUUGUAAUUUCAAUUCAUGGUUCAAGUCAUUGGCAUUGUGGAUCCUACUCUUCUGAUGUGAUUUGCCAUCAGAUUGAGCGCCCACUUCCACCCCAGGACUAGAAUUAAAGGAAUACAGAGUUUAUUGCCUGAUUUCCAGCGAAGCGCACGCAGCAGCAGCAGCGGCGGCGAAGAACGCACCCACGUUUCUCCACUUGAGUCAGGGUGAGAGAUCAGGAGUGCACGGUGAAGCGGGGAGAGACUGUGAGAACAGAGGUUUAGAGGCACCAGAUCUUCCGAGGUUUGUUAAUGUUCGGGAUCCAGGAGAGCAUCCAGAGAAGCGGCAGCAGCCUGAAGGAGGAGCCGCUGGGAGGCAUGAACGCGGUCCGGGGCUGGAUGCAGGGGGGCGGCGUGCUGGACGCCAACACGGCCGCCCAAAGUGGAGUGGGUCUGGCCCGGGCUCACUUCGAGAAGCAGCCGCCCUCCAACCUGCGGAAGUCCAACUUCUUCCACUUCGUCCUGGCUCUGUACGACCGCCAGGGUCAGCCGGUGGAGAUCGAGAGGACCAACUUCGUGGACUUCAUCGAGAAGGAGAAGGAGACGACCGGAGAGAAGACCAAUAACGGGAUUCACUAUCGGCUGCAGCUUCUUUACAGUAACGGCAUCAGAACGGAACAGGACUUUUAUGUUCGACUCAUUGACUCCAUGACUAAACAGGCGAUUAUUUAUGAAGGACAAGACAAAAACCCAGAGAUGUGCAGAGUGCUGCUGACACAUGAGAUCAUGUGCAGUCGGUGCUGUGACAAGAAGAGCUGUGGAAACCGUAAUGAGACACCCUCAGACCCCGUUAUCAUCGACAGAUUCUUCCUCAAGUUUUUCCUGAAGUGCAACCAGAACUGUUUGAAGAAUGCGGGAAACCCACGGGACAUGAGGAGGUUCCAGGUGGUGGUAUCGACCACGGUGAGCGUGGAGGGACAUGUCCUGUCCGUGUCCGACAACAUGUUUGUGCACAACAACUCCAAACAUGGCCGACGGGCCCGCAGACUCGACCCCGUGGAAGGAACGCAGUCUUACCUAGACCACGGAGCAGCUCCUUGCAUUAAAGCUAUCAGUCCCAGUGAGGGCUGGACCACGGGGGGCGCUACAGUCAUCAUCAUUGGAGACAACUUCUUCGAUGGUCUCCAAGUCAUUUUCGGUACCAUGCUGGUUUGGAGCGAGUUGAUCACGCCGCACGCCAUCCGGGUGCAGACGCCUCCCAGACACAUUCCCGGGGUCGUCGAGGUCACUCUGUCUUACAAAUCUAAACAGUUCUGCAAGGGCACACCAGGAAGGUUCAUUUAUACAGCGCUGAAUGAACCAACCAUCGACUACGGUUUCCAGAGGCUUCAGAAAGUCAUCCCGCGACACCCCGGGGACCCAGAGAGGCUGCCGAAGGAGGUUAUUCUGAAGAGAGCAGCCGACCUGGUGGAAGCCCUCUAUGGUUUGCCCCAUAACAACCAGGAGAUCAUCCUGAAGCGUGCGGCGGACAUCGCUGAGGCUCUCUACAGCGUUCCCCGAGGACACUCCCAGCUCUCCGGCUCCAACCACGGCGGCAUGAUGGGGGUCAACUCGUUUGGAGGGCAGCUGUCCGUCAACGUCUCCGAACCGCAACAGGCCAAUCAGGGCUUCGUGCGCAGCAGCAGUAGUGUGUCCCCUCACGGUUAUGUGCCUAGCCCCACGCCCCAGCAGAACAGUUACACCUCAGUCACCAGCACCAUGAACGGCUACGCUAACAACACAGGCAUGACAAACCUGGGAGGCUCGCCCACUUUCCUCAACGGCUCUGCAGCCAACUCGCCUUAUGCUAUUGUCCCAUCCAGUCCCACCAUGGCCUCCUCCACCGGCCUCCCCUCCAACUGCUCCUCCUCCUCUGGCGUCUUCUCCUUCUCUCCGGCCAACAUGGUGUCGGCGGCCGUUAAGCAGAAGUCGGCCUUUGCUCCGGUGGUCAGGCCCUCCUCCUCCCCCCCGCCCUCGUGUACCAGCGCCAACGGCCUCCAAGAUCAGACAUUUGUGGACUCUAGCAAGUACUCAACAGCCAGCUCUCUACAAGGCCUGGCCUUCACCUGAACAAUCCCUGGAAUGAUUGUCCCACCCAUGUAAAAGAUGUGAGUGCAUGACUGAGUGUGUGCGUGAAUGUGUGUGUGCGUGUGUGUGUGUAUGUGUGUGUGUGUGUGAGAUGAACCAAGCACACUCGCACCGAUCCUGGCGGAGGUUUUCGGUGGGAGUCGGACUCCGGUCGGGGGAUGGACGCAGCCCUCCCUAUCUGAAGGAACAAACCCAACUCAGGCCCUUUCUAACACGGAAAAAAAACAAACAACUGCAAGGAAACAAAUGUUUGCGAGGAAAUAAGUUGUUUAGACUUUGUACACCUUGAUGCUUUUAAAGGAGAAUGGCCACGCCUACAUCAUGACUCUCCAUGGACACUGGAAGUGUAUUUAUUUAGGAGAGAAUCCACUUCCUCCCUUGAGUGAUUGUCGAUUUGUUUUACUUUUUGUGCAGUUAACGUGUGAUAAUCAUCUUCUAUCUGUAUAACCUACAUGAGGGAUUUUCUAUUUAUGAAGUUUGGUCGUUAAUGAAGGAUUAUAAUGUGAAGAAUACCUAAUGAUGAUGGUGUUGAUGAUGAGUAAACAAACCAUGAUGAUGAUGAUGAUGAUGAUGAUGAUGAUGAUGAUGAUGAUGAUGAUGAAGAGGCUGCAGGGAUUCAUACAGGGUGGAAUCCAGCCGACGCAGACAAGCCAAACCAGACACGCACCCACUUUCUGUCCUCUUUGCCAAAUCCACUCACAUUCUUUCAUCUACAUUCAAUCAUUCAGCCUGAUGGAUUCAGAUGCUUCCUGUCUGCGACUGAUGCUGAUGAUGCUCCUGUGUGCUCAUUUGUAAAAAAGUGCAAGUCUGCCUUUCAGCGAAAGAGAAUUCAGUCACUCAUCGAACCAAGAAGAAUUUUGUUUUGAACCCUGCUCGAUUCAGGAGAGAGAGAUAGAGAGAGAGUAGAAUGGCACUCAGUGGAGCACAUUCCUCCACCAAAUGAAAACCACACUUAAAUUCACUGGAUACUGAUUGUAUUUGGAUCCGCACCAAACUGCACACACAUAAAUAGCAGUACCCUAAACAUGCCAGAUUUUUCGCUCACGCCUGGUCCUGGUAGUAAUCCAUCCAGAAGUUUUUGCAUAAUCUUGCUCACAACACAACAACCAACAAAUGGACCUGCAGGGGUGAAAACAUAACCUCCUUGGUGAUAGAGUUAGUUGGAAAAAGGCCAUGAAUGAAUUACGCUCCAACCUAACAGAGAGGUGUGUGAUGACUUGAGGCCAACAGCAGCCUCACUGUCGAGGAUUUGAACCAACAACUCUGCCAAUGAGUCUGUCCAUCGCUCCUGUGACCAUUUGAUUUGUUUUUAAGUUGGACGCAGCCACGGUGACCUCCAAGGGACAUGUCUUAAAGACUGCUGCCAUUUAGACUUAAGUUUUGCUGUGAGAGUUGAUUUUGUAUCAUGUUUUGUCUUAACUCCCUCUUUUGGUUUGCUGUGACUUAUCUUUUUUUAGUUUUUUUGUUGUUGUGUGAUUAGACAGCCAAUCAGAUUUGAUUGUGUUACCUGCCCACUGAUCUAGUGAGAACUAGACAAUGGUGUGUCUUAAAUUCUGCACUGCAAGAAUUGUCAAGUCUUCAAACCUUCUAUUGAGUCAAAAAAAAUAACUUUCUUUAACUGAGGUACAGUGGCUUCAAAUCUGCCCCACUUACCUUUGUAUUUAAAGGAGACAUAGUUUGCCUUUUUUAGUUUUACUAUCCUCUAGUGGGUUACAUAUAUAUGUUUUGCCUAUGUAAAAGGUAAUAAAGUUUUAAAACCAAAAGUCCACCAUAGUCUGCUCCCUCAGCAGUAAACGAGACUGAAACACCUCGUCAAUGGUCAGAAUAAUCUACACAGUGGAAGUCAUUGGUCAAUUCCGACAGAUUGGGCCAACUGUUACCACCCGGCUAAAGGGAAGCAACAUAGAGUAGUCAAACAACAACUAACUUUGGAAAAAUCUAUUUUAAAGUUAAGAACAAGAAAGGAUUGGUGGCUGAUAGCAAUGCAGCUGAUCCUGGCUGCACAGAGAGAGAGGGAGAGCCGGAAGCUUCUCAGGCUUUUUAAAGGCCAGUCAGCAGGUGCCGGUUGGCGGGAAAUCAUGACACAGAACAAGUUUUGGGACAUAACACCAACUGACCAAUCAAUGGCAGAGUGAGCUUUAUUGGGAGGGGUUCUUAAAGACACAGGAGCUAAAACCAAGUUUCCGAGACAGAGGCUGAACAGAGGAGCUGUAGCAACGGACAGUCCGAGGAAAGUAAUUCAUUUUCUAAAUGGUGUUAGUAAAUAAUUACAAUUAUCAACCUCAAUAAAAGCAUACUAUGUCUCCUUUAAACCAUAAUUACAUCCUAUUUAUGCACAUAUUAAGAAGGAAAGACUCCAUCCACAUGGGACAAUUUUUGCAGCGCAGGACCGAGCAACAUGUCUUAAAUUAGCAGUGUGUGGAAAGUCCCUGAUGGUUUGCUGUGAACGUCACUGCUCCCUCAGGCCUGCAGUCUGAGCUUGCACCUCACUGUGUGUGAUUCUAUAGUCUUAACGCUUUUAGUUUGUGUUCUCUUAAUUUUGCCAAAGCCCUUAUUUGAGAUGUUGAUGCUCAAACAGUCUUAUGCCACAGUGUCCCUGCUGUUCUACACGUGUUUUCUUGUCACAAGCAGUAUAAGCCAAUAAUGUUAUUUUAUGUAUAAACUGUCUGUUUAAUAGGAGCGUCAGAUUUCAGAUAUGCUACAACUAGAAACUGUUUAAAAGUUAAUUUUACUGGACAGAAAACCUAACUAGACCCAAACAAAAAUUUCAGAUUUAAGCUAAAUGAGGGAACAAUACCCUCUCAGCCAGAAGUCAGUAGCCUCAGAGAGACUACGGGCAGUAUUCAAGAACUUGGUUGAAAGAACAGGAACAUUAUCAAAUAUGAAAAAUCCCAGAAAUCAACUAAAACCCCUAAACUCACGCCCUUCAUUAUGUUCUCAUGUUCUGAUUUGCUUAUGUCUCUCAUUUCAGAGGACCUGAAUGUUAUUUGAUUUUAUAUCAUAUCGUCUGUUUAUUAUAAGCCAAACUUCCACUGCUCAUUUCAAUCAAACUAAAAGAAGCCAUGGUGUAUUUUUUUUUUUUUAAAUCAUUUAUGGAAGUUUCAUCUUGUACCAUCAAUGUUAAAGUCUGCAUAUUUCUGUUGCAUUAUCUCGACGUAGCAUUUACAUAUUUGUCAAUAUGAUUGUCUGUGUUUGUCUUACAUGCAAUGAUGAAGAAAGAAAGAGAUGGAUGGAACAAAUGUCUCUCUCUCUCGCUCUCUCCUUUCUCCUGCUCCAGUCAGGUUUUCUGUCCUCUCUCUGCUCCCUUCCUCUCCUUCAUUUCCCUCCCCCACCUUGUUUUGAUUGUACUAUUAAUACUCUGUAUGUUUGCCUUCUGCUUUUUCUUUUCCUUCACUUUUCCUUUAAAAAAAAAAUGAGCCACCUAUUUAUUUGAUCUCAAACAUGGGUCUGGAGACCACUCUUCUGUUGGUGAGCAUGUGUGUGUGACUGAGUGUCAUCAUUUUUCCUUAAAAAGAAGAAUGUGAUGUUUUAAUUAAAGUUGAAGGAUGUUUUUUUUUAAUUGUUUUUUUGUGUUUGUAUAUUACAUAGUUUAAAUACCUGUACAGGAAGAAGUGACUCAAGGGUUUGGCUUAAUGAAGUAUGAUGAAGCACUUGUCAAACAACAGUGAACACAUUCAUCACGGCUUGUCUGGAUUCAGUGGCGGUCAUCAUUCACACACACGUUAUCAGCAGUACCGGUGUGGAAGUACAGAGGAAACUACUGUAAAGAUGAUAAUGUUGAUUUUUUUUUAUUAUUAUUAUUUUGAACUUUGAAGUGUAAAAGUAACUUUUUGACUCGUCACUAUAUUUAAUUAAAGUUCUUUCUUCUCUGUGAA
Platichthys flesus (European flounder) is the source of this 6226-nucleotide messenger RNA. Its product is annotated as transcription factor COE1-A-like. The record is from RefSeq and is a predicted model, not a curated record. The transcript has 17 exons. Lineage: Eukaryota; Metazoa; Chordata; Actinopteri; Pleuronectiformes; Pleuronectidae. Gene Ontology annotation, biological process: regulation of transcription by RNA polymerase II. Gene Ontology annotation, molecular function: DNA-binding transcription factor activity, RNA polymerase II-specific; RNA polymerase II cis-regulatory region sequence-specific DNA binding. Bases 537 to 2333 code for a protein of 598 amino acids.